Molecule: messenger RNA, 1016 nt
Organism: Durotheca rogersii
Lineage: Eukaryota; Fungi; Ascomycota; Sordariomycetes; Xylariales; Xylariaceae
Exons: 1
Coding region: 342-947 (201 amino acids)
Source: RefSeq, a predicted model, not a curated record
CCCGCAGGCACCGGAUACCGGGAGGUCCUGGCGCCUCUCGUCUACGCGGCGGCAGGGGCCGGCGCCGCAUUGGCCUGGUCGCGGUGGUUAUCGAGGGCUAGCUAGGUGGGCGUGUGGUGACACAGCGCAACGCCGCGACGGCUACGCCAGCGCCUCGCGCGUUGCGGCCGGGGAUAGGGAAUUUUGCGUUGUAGACCAAUCUGCAUCAUGUAUCUACUCGUGCCCGGGAGUCGUUAGAUCCCAGGUUUAGCGGAUGCAGCCUGCCUCAAAGAUCAAAGAGUGGCUUUUUUUCUGACCUAGGUAUACAUAAAAGCGGUAGACGAUAUGCAUAAUAGGACACGAUGCUAUUGCUGUUUCGGUAUCAUUUUUUCCCUUCAGACUGGCUACGCGCAUGGGGUUGGCUACGUGUAAUCUCGCGCGCCGCCCGGCCUCGGGCCCUCGUGCCUGAGGCGGGAGGACAGGUUGGGUUAAUUUGCCGGGAGCAUUCCACGCGCAGUAGGCGCGUCAGCCUCGUCGAAACCCUGACAUCGGCGGUAUCGACGGUGCUACGGCCGAAGCUGCGACAGCCUCCUUUCCUUUCAUUCUCUCCCUAUCUCUCUCUCUCUCUCCGCCUUUUCGACCCGAGGCUUGGCUCUGCGCAUGCAGGUUGCUUAUACAGGCCCUACCGAGCCGUAAACUUGGUGUUUCCUGCCUCUCGUCCGAGUGUGACUGCGCAAAAAAAAAUCCUGUCAGUCAGCCCUUAUCCCUCGUCCGGACGUCCGGACAGACGGUCUACGCAUUGCUGCACAUAUACCCGCCCUAUAGCCUGCCUCUCCGCUCUCAUCGUCACCAUCGUUGUCGUCGUCGUCGUACCCUUCUUACUCACCGCCGCCGCCGCCGCCACCAGAUCCCCGCGCAGACCGCCCCAUUGGCGCGCGCCACUAGAGCAAGCGUCAACCUUGAGCUGAGCGAGCGCGACUCACGGCCCGCUCGGCCCGAAGCUGCAAAUCCUGUGUGCCUAUCUGUCCCGUCCGUCC